Molecule: messenger RNA, 5094 nt
Organism: Anopheles funestus (African malaria mosquito)
Lineage: Eukaryota; Metazoa; Arthropoda; Insecta; Diptera; Culicidae
Gene: dve
Exons: 6
Coding region: 1458-4268 (936 amino acids)
Biological process (GO): chromatin remodeling; regulation of transcription by RNA polymerase II
Molecular function (GO): RNA polymerase II cis-regulatory region sequence-specific DNA binding; DNA-binding transcription factor activity, RNA polymerase II-specific
Source: RefSeq, a predicted model, not a curated record
CAGUUCGUACCAACAUCGUGUUCCAUUCUCACCGGCACAUGCCAGAGCGAGCGCGCACCAACACACUCAUCCACUCAUCUCACUCGAGCCCAUUCGAAACGAACCCUGCAUGCGUGAAAUCUUCCGGAUCCGGCAACGCGCCACGAGUAGAGCGUAAUUUUUUUUAGUUCCUUGUUUUUCCCGGACCAGAGUGGAUCGCUGCGCGACUCUGCUCCGUGUGUUCUUUUGUCGCACGACACGGUACGUCUGGCAUACGCGCACGGUGCGUACGUAUUGCGUGAACGUUCUGAAAUACGUGAGGUGUGAUCAUUCUAAGUCCAGCGUAAAACCCUCGGUGAACAUUAGUGCGUGAACGGUAGUGUCCAGUCGUGAUGCACAACGAGGCAGUGUAAAUUAAAAUACUUAUCAUAGUUUAUCAUCAAAUAUGAAUUUAAAAAUCGAACAAAAGGACGAACGUUGUUGAGUAUUGCUGUAGACAAUUUAGCACUACGUGUUCGUCGUCCAUGAUCAUAGUUUUGAUCUGUACGUUGGGUUUCCCCGCCGAUCAGCUACACAGUUAUAUUCCCAAAUUCUGAUCUAACAUAACAGUAGGGGUACGACUUCAUUCCAUCCCCUUCGUGAGUGAGAGUGGAGCGAGCAUUUCAAUCCCAACCGACACACAUCGACACACUGAAAAAGGACGAAAACGGAACGACUCGAAACGCGCGGAAGCUGAUCCGAGAUCGGGUGAGAGUGUUUUGUCGGAAGGCGCGCAAACCGGCAGCUUCCGGAAGUCGAUUAUGUGAACCACCCCAACCCUUCCCAAUCGCACUACCAACCUUCCUCAACCCACCCAACUACCCUUCCUCCCACAAGUCAAGGAAUCGUGAGGCUCACUCUUCAUGGGUUCGGUACAGGCGAAUCGGUUAGCAUUUAAUCCUUAGCCGUCGAGUCGAACACAACGCGCAAUCGGACAACCGAGGUUGAUCAGUGCGAAAGCUAGUUGUUGUACGGGAUGAUUUUUGUUUCCCAAAUACUACCCAACCAUACCCGUGGGUGAUGAAUUUUCGGAAAGUUUUCUUCAUUUCACAAACCAACUUCCAUCCUUGUGCGCGUGGUGUACCGCAGAGAAUGGUACGGCGAGUAAGAAAAGUGCUGUGAUCAACAUCGUUUCCGCGUGCAUGUCUCUGAUGAGAUUGGUGUACUCUUGUGCAUGUCUGAUGACAUUUGUGUACUCGCGAGUAAAAGGAAAAACAGAAAAAACGGCCGGUUUCACGUGGAAAACACUGACUUGCACCGGCAUAGAUCGUGCACCAAUUACAGAAGGUGGCCACAAACGCCGAUCGUUUAGCAGUGUGUUGUGAUUAGUGAGCAAUAGCUCCGUGUGUGAGUGUAAGUGAAGCAAAAGCAAAAAGGGGGAAAAAACAGGCCUACAAUUGUACACGAUAUCAGUGACCCUGCAAGAAACGGCGUGGUGCAUGUUGUUUAGCAUGGAUUUUCAGAGUGCAAUGGAAACCUUCGCUGAAGCUUGGGUCGCCGCCAGCACUGGAGAACAGACGCAAGCUCUUGCCCUAACGCGUUCCAAAUCUCCCAAAAAGGACACAUCGAUGCCAGUAUCACCGUCGCACACUACCGAACGUGACACAGAAAUGUCUAGCCCAAAGGCCAUAUCCGGCACAGCAGCCUCUUCCUCCUCGGUCAGUAGCAAUAGCAGCACCGCCGACCCGCCAGCCGACCGAUCCCAAUCAACCGAUGUAAACGGUUCGACGAACCAUCACCUACCGGCACCCAGUAAUGGUGCGGCGGGAUCAUCCACCAACACACCAUCAUCCGGUCAAUCACGCGUCGAACUCGCAACAAACCUCCAUCCAGCCAUCAGUGUGUCACAGUCCCUGCUGGCAGCUGCGGCCACCGUUAAUCGCUCCGUAACGCCACGCAUCAGUGUUUCGAGCUCACUGACGGCGCCGGAAAACAACGGACCCGGACCGAACGGCCCCGGUGGACUGUCCGGCCGUGAUAGCAAUCCCGUCAACGGUCCACACAUCGAUCGGACCAUACUACAGUCACCGGUUGCCGCCGUUGCAGCAGCCGCCGCCGCCAUGCAGGAUCGGAAGCAGGAUUUUGACUUCAGCAAAGUUAACGCUAAAUCCUUGCCGCUUCAUUGCGUGGUUGAGUCCGUCAGUUCGCUGCAGGCGACGCUCAACUUUGACACCCGCAGCCCCUGGAAGCGACGGCCAAACAUCGAAACGGACAGCUACGUCAUCAUCCCGGCUGCGACACCAUUUUGUGAUAUCGUUACGACCGCGCUCCAGCGGCUCGGCUACUCUACAGAGAUCUCCAAUGCAGCUAGAGGCUCCAUAUCGAUCAAGAACUGGAAAUCCCUAUCGCUCGAUGCCAUCUCGGACAAUCCGCUCGUCUCGGUCAGCGACAUUCUCGGCGAGCUGACCUCGGUCGUAACGCUCAAGAUUACGAUCCUACGCAACAAACCGUCCCAGCUGGCCGAAAUUAAGGAUAAACUGUUGAAGCUGCUCAUUCUCCAGUCACACGCACUGCUACGAUCGACUGGUUGCCCUCUCGAUGAGAUAACGCUAUCGCAAAUAUGCCGCAGUCCACUGCAGAACACGUUCCCCUUUACGCCCGAGAUCACCGAGGAGACGCGGCGUAACUUUGACCAGUGGUGGAGCAACCAGCUGGCCCCGCAGCCCAACCCGAUCGCUCACAAGAUACUGCCGUUUGCGAACCCGCAGCAAAACGAUCAUCUCGACUUCUCUAGUCAUGGCUUUCCGAGUUUACACGCGGCCAAACGGGAUGCGGCACUGUUGGUCGGGGAUGGAGGUGCCGUAGCGGCUGCGGCCGCAGCAGCCCAUCACGCCAGCCAGCAUCACAAUCUGGUGGUACAUCCUGCCCUACAGACCGUCCACUCGCAGUACCCCAACCAGAAGACACGCAUGCGUACCAGCUUCGAUCCGGAGAUGGAACUACCGAAGUUGCAGCGCUGGUUCCAGGAAAAUCCCCAUCCCUCCCGGCAACAGAUCCAAUCGUACGUGGUGCAGCUGAACUCGCUCGAGUCACGCCGUGGCCGGAAACCGCUCGAUGUCAACAAUGUGGUGUACUGGUUUAAGAAUGCGCGAGCAGCACAGAAGCGGGCCGAAAUGCGGCAAGGCAUGACAAAUGGGUUCGGUACACCUAGCAUGAUGCUAUCGCAGGCGGACUAUAUGAAAAGUUCGCCGAGUGCCCCGUCGGAAGACAUCGACAAUUUGUCGCAGGACGAAAUGGACGAUGAGCUGGAUAGACCAAUGUCACCGCAGCUACCACUGUCGCUUACGAUCCACGAACGCAAUCAUCCACUGACGCCCUCGGAUCAGACACCGAUCAAGCAAGAAAACAAUUCCGGCUCGGCAAGUCCUCCACCGUCACCAUCUCCGAAUCAUGAGCACAGCUCUGGUAACUCCAACACCGGGAACUCGGGCAAUAACCAUGGUUCUGGGGCAAGUAGUAACAACAACGGUGCCGGUCUCAACACCAGCGGCAUCAGUAUCAACAACAACAAUACUAGCAACACUAACAACAACAACGGCAACAACGAGUCCGCCAACGAUUCCACCCUGAUGAACGAUGAGCCGAAAUCGAACUACUCCAACGAGCGUAGCAGUUCCCCGCAGCGAUCGUCACGUUCGCCUGCCUCCGAAGAUCUCGACAUGGAUGAACCGGACGUCAGCAACAUGGAUGACUACCGGUCACCGUCACCGGAUUCGAAACGGCAGCUUCCCUUUCCAAUGAACAAUCCGAUGCUGUCCCACUCGAUCAUGUACAUGUCGCACUACAUACCCGCGAUGCAGGGUGCGGCCGGGAUGCAUCUGAAGAGUGACUUCAGCCCUGGUGGCCACGGACCGCUUGGACAGGGUGGUCUAAACCUGUCGUUCAACAGUGACGAGCGGCGAAAGCGUAAUCGCACCUUUAUUGAUCCGGUCACCGAAGUACCGAAGCUGGAGCAAUGGUUUUCGAUGAACACGCACCCAUCGCAUAAUCUCAUCCUGAAGUACACCGAGGAUCUCAACCGUAUGCCUUACCGCCAAAAGUUCCCCCGGUUGGAGAGCAAAAACGUGCAGUUCUGGUUCAAGAAUCGGCGGGCUAAGUGUAAACGUCUCAAGAUGUCCCUGUACGAUCCGGCCCAGUUGGCUAACUUAGGAGAACAGGCACAUCUGGCGGCACUGCACGAUGCACCGCAUCUAUCCGGCUUACACGAAGCAUCACAGUUGCAUCCGUUUCAUCAUACCGAUCGGGAUUAAGCUGGGUCGAGACUUGUUCUUCACCAACCGCGGUACUAGCGAUCGUUUAAGAACCAAAGACCACAACAAAAGGAGAACAAAACAAAUGGAUGAACGUUUCAUCGUUUUUCUCGGAUGAGUAGUUUAACCAUUCCAGCAGCGUAGUAGCGAUUGUAAAGAACCAGUUCGUUUCCUAACGUGUUUAGAAGUAAGAAAAAAGGUGUCCUCCGUCAGUUCCUCCGAGAUGUACGGAAUGUAAAAAGGUAUUAGUCACUUAUUGUUUGCGCUAGGUACAGAUCAAAUCAAGCAGAUGGUGUAAUUUUACUAGCCAACGAAUUGAAAAACGAUUUAGCGGAACACAUUCCAACUCCUAACUACUGUUUCUACUUAUCUCUCUAUCUCUGUUCACAGUGCAAUUCCCUUUACUACACACCCUUAGCCACACUUCACAGUCAUUUGCAACGAUUGCGAAACGUUUCUAAUAAACCUAAAAAAAUUAAAGCUCAUAAAUGGAAAAGAUUAUUUAAACAAAGUUCGAGCGAUUGUUUAUCGUGGCAGUGCAGAAUACGCAUCGCGUUUCCCGCUUUUAUAACCCAUUGUGCGGAACCAACCGUAAAACCUUGUUCCAGAAUGUUAGCAAACGCUCAGUCUACCCGAUUAAAAAUACACCAAAUAAUCACGGAAUAAUUAAAACAAUAAUGCAUUGAGGUGCGCUAUGCACAUCAAUCGCCCACGUGUCCCCAGCUGGUAAGCUCUUGUGCACCAUUCAGUAAGGAUGCAUUGCGCCCAGGGAACUCCCAUACCUCACAUUCCGCACUCGGUGGCGAGAAAAGAUCGCUCCCAUGGC